Messenger RNA from Suillus subaureus, 1044 nucleotides. RefSeq lists its product as uncharacterized. The record is from RefSeq and is a predicted model, not a curated record. The transcript is spliced from 3 exons. NCBI's taxonomy places the organism in Eukaryota, Fungi, Basidiomycota, Agaricomycetes, Boletales, Suillaceae. Bases 40 to 588 code for a protein of 182 amino acids.
CCGGAACUUUGUACUUGCUACCAACUUACUUGAAAUCUUAUGGCGUCUACAGCUUCUGGUCUUCCCCCACUUUCCUCGAAAGGAGUCUUCUCAGUUUCGUCUUCAUGUCUCAUAAAUGCGCCUCGCGAAGUAGUGUGGGAAGUAUUAAUGGACUGGAAGUCAUAUAAGGAAUGGAAUCCGUUCGUGCGAGACCAGUGCAUCACAGAUGCACGGAAGAAUUACCUGCCCGACGAGACUCCACGUGAAGGGUGUUACCUCUAUAUCCACCCGGUGCAUAUUCCUCCGUCCUUCAACACCAAGUGGUUGCCCAGCUCUUCCUUUGAGCGGAUUUCCACGUUGGAUCAUGAAAAUUAUCGUACAGCAUGGGCGAAUAUCGAAAUGCCACACUGGUUACUCACCGCGGAACGGUGGCAGGCGCUCGUAGAAGUCGAGGGAGGCAAAACACGUUAUGAGACGAUUGGGGUAUUUGGUGGGCUCCUCGCGUAUUUGAUCAGGGCCUUUGUCAGGAAUGGACUGAAGAAGGGAUUUAUAGCUAUGGCUGAAGGGCUUAAAAGCAGAGCAGAAGAAAGGUACGAGGGGCACACCUGAUUGCAUAUUGUUAGUACUGGCACCGAUCAGUUUCUCGCCCGAUCCGAAACACAGACUGAUAUCUAUAAAAUGGGUUUCGCCGUAUCACCGCGGACGCGAAAGCAUGAAUCAAAAUAUAGUCAGAUGACUGUGUCUGCGAUUACGGUGAGCCUGAACUUGUAAGCAGUGUCGUGCACACGAUGCAUGUCGGACCGUUCAUGUCAGGACUAUUAAGGGGGAUGCUGGCAAGAGCCGGCGGCAUUAAUUUUGCAGAUGGAGUCCCUCUUCAUUUUUCCCGGCGCCUGCCGGUCCAGAUUUUGUGAUCCGCGUAAGGCCAUGCAACUUUCAGCUUCUUGAGCUCGCUUCAGCUACUAGCUAGUAACAUAGGCCUUAGUCCAUUUUCCAAGACGUUCGGAUCGACUAUAUAAUUGAACGCCGGAUCCGAUUCGGAUAAUUCCUACACAAAAAUGAAUCGGA